GGCAAAACAAAACAUUAGAAAAACCCUAUUCGCUGUCUACUUGAGAGAGCAGCCUCUGUCUGCUUCUUCUUCUUCGGGAGAGAGUUCAUCAAUCGAUUUGCAAAUCAUGGCGCAAUCUCUGGAGCUUCUGUUGAUCCAGUUCCUUAUGCCGGACAAUGAUGCUCGUCGUCAAGCUGAGGAUCAGAUCAAUCGUCUUGCCAAAGAUCCUCAAGUUGUUCCCGCCCUCAUUCAGCAUCUCCGCACCGCUAAAACCCCUAACGUCCGCCAGCUCGCCGCCGUACUCCUUCGCAAAAGAAUCACCGGACAUUGGACUAAGCUUUCUCCUCAGAUUAAACUGCAUGUUAAACAGUCCUUAAUCGAGAGUAUCACUGCGGAGAAUAGUCCACCUGUGAGGCGUGCGAGUGCCAAUGUUGUGAGUGUAGUAGCCAAGUACGCUGUUCCGGCUGGAGAGUGGCCUGAUUUGUUAACUUUUCUCUUCCAGUGUAGUCAGAGUUCUCAAGAAGACCAUCGUGAAGUAGCAUUGAUCCUUUUCAGCUCUUUGACAGAAACGAUUGGGAACACAUUUAGGCCAUAUUUUGCCGACUUGCAGGCUCUUCUUCUCAAGUGUAUGCAGGAUGAAAGCAGCAGUCGAGUCAGAAUUGCUGCUCUCAAGGCGGUGGGUUCUUUUCUGGAAUUCACAAACGACGGGGAUGAAGUGGUUAAGUUCCGAGAGUUCAUUCCCAGUAUAUUGAAUGUAUCAAGGAAAUGUAUUGCAUCUGGAGAGGAGGAUGUAGCUAUACUUGCUUUUGAAAUUUUUGAUGAGCUGAUUGAAUCUCCUGCACCCCUUCUUGGAGAUUCUGUCAAAUCAAUCGUGGACUUCUCUCUUGAAGUUUCCUGUAAUCAAAACCUGGAAAGUAGCACCCGUCACCAGGCAAUCCAAAUAGUUUCAUGGUUGGCAAAGUACAAAUACAAUUCCCUUAAAAAACAUAAGCUAGUCAUACCAAUUUUGAAAGUUAUGUGCCCUUUACUCGCUGAGUCGUCUGAUCAAGAGGACGAUGAUGAUCUUGCUCCUGAUCGUGCAGCUGCUGAAGUUAUUGACACACUAGCUAUGAACCUGCCAAAGCAUGUCUUCCCCCCUGUUUUGGAAUUUGCUUCCGUGUACUAUCAAAAUACAAAUCCGAAGUGUCGGGAAGCGUCUGCAACAGCUCUAGGUGUUAUAUCAGAGGGUUGCUUUGAUAUGAUGAAAGAGAAGCUGGAACCUGUUCUUAAUAUAGUCUUAGGAGCUUUAAGAGACCCUGAGCAAAUGGUUCGAGGGGCUGCGUCAUUUGCAAUAGGCCAAUUCGCCGAGCAUCUUCAGCCCGAAAUUCUGUCACACUAUCAGAUUGUUCUUCCAUGCCUAUUAACUGCGAUUGAAGAUUCAUCUGAGGAAGUGAAGGAAAAGUCACACUUCGCUUUAGCAGCCUUCUGUGAGAACAUGGGAGAGGAAAUUGUUCCUUUGCUUGAUCAUUUAAUGCAGAAGCUUAUGGCCGCCCUCAAAAGUAGUCCGCGUAAUCUACAAGAGACAUGCAUGUCUGCAAUAGGAUCGGUUGCUGCUGCUGCUGAGCAAGCAUUCAAUCCAUAUGCUGAGAGCGUUCUGGAGUUGAUGAAGUUUUACAUGGUUCUCACCAAGGACGAGGAUCUUCGUGCCCGUGCAAGGUCUACUGAGCUUGUAGGGAUUGUCGCAAUGUCUGUUGGGAGAAUAGGGAUGGAGGCGAUUUUGCCACCUUUCAUUGAUGCUGCAAUAUCAGGAUUUGAAUUGGACUUCAGUGAGUUGCGAGAAUAUACUCAUGGAUUCUUCAGCAACAUAGCUGAAAUAUUGGAUGACGCUUUUGCCCAGUAUUUACCUCGCGUUAUGCCAUUAGUAUUUGCGUCGUGCAAUCUUGAUGAUGGAUCUGCAGUGGACUUUGAUGAGUCAGACGAUGAACAUGUCAAUGAUUUUGGUGGGGUAUCUUCUGAUGAUGAUGCUCAUGAUGAGCCCAGAGUUCGGAACAUUAGCGUUCGAACAGGAGUUUUGGAUGAAAAGGCAGCUGCAACUCAAGCACUUGGCCUGUUUGCACUCCACACUAAAGCUUCUUUUGCACCCUACCUCGAGGAAUCAUUGAAGAUUAUGGACAAACAUUCUGCAUAUUUUCAUGAAGAUGUUCGGCUUCAAGCAGUCACUGGUUUGAAACAUAUAUUGGCUGCAGCGCAUGCUAUCUUCCAGAAUCACAAUGAUGGAGCUGGGAAGGCAAAUGAAAUUCUUGAUGCAGUUAUGAAUAAUUAUAUCAAAACUAUGACUAAAGAUGACGACAAGGAGGUUGUUGCUCAGGCUUGCAUGAGCGUAGCGGAUAUCAUGAAGGAUUAUGGUUACGUAGCCAUUCAAAAUUAUUUAUCAUCCCUUGUUGAUGCGACGUUGCUACUGCUGACGGAGAAAGCAGCUUGCCAGCAGUACGGAGAAGAUGAGAGUGAUAUUGACGAUGAUGAUACUGGACAUGAUGAGGUCCUCAUGGAUGCAGUUUCUGACCUCCUUCCCGCCUUUGCAAAGUGUAUGGGUUCUCAUUUUGAACCUGUCUUUGCCAAAUUCUUUGAGCCGUUGAUGAAAUUUGCGAAAGCUUCACGUCCCCCACAGGACAGGACAAUGGUAGUUGCUAGUCUUGCUGAAGUUGCUCAAGACAUGGGCCCUCCAAUCUCUGCCUAUGUUGAUAGGUUAAUGCCCUUGGUGCUCAAAGAAUUGGGGUCACCAGACGCAACUAACAGAAGAAAUGCAGCUUUCUGUGUUGGAGAGCUUUGCAAAAAUGGGGGUGAAGCUGCUCUUAAAUAUUUUGGUGAUGUGCUACGAAAACUUUCCCCUCUUUUCGGGGAUUCAGAACCAGAGCUUGCUGUUAGGGAUAAUGCAGCAGGUGCUACCGCAAGGAUGAUUGUUGUUCAUCCUGAACUAGUCCCGCUAAAUCAAGUACUUCCAGUGUUGUUAAGAGGUCUACCUCUAAAAGAAGAUCAAGAAGAGUCCAUGGCUGUUUACAGCUGUAUAUAUUCGCUAGUUUUGGCAUCCAACCCAGAGAUCCUCCCUCAUGUUCCGGACCUGAUUAAAAUAUUUGGACAAGUAGUGGAGUCGCCAGUGGAAAAAGUAGAAGUGAAAGCAAUAGUAGGCAGGACUUUCUCCCACCUGAUCUCGCUUUAUGGAAAUCAGUUGCAGCCAAUCCUAGGUGGCCUACCGCCUUCUCAAGCUAAUGUUCUUGCUGCGUUUGCUUCUACUAGUUGAUCGCCCCAUGUUAUAAAUUUAUCUAUCAAAAACUGUCUUCAGUAUUUUUUUUUCGUUUGAAAUCUAUUCUUUGUUCUUCAUGUGAGUCUCAAAUCUUGUUUUUCAUAUAUCUUAGCAUUUUGGCUUUGUUUCUUUCGUCAGAGUUUUGCCUUCAUUGUUUAUUUUAUUUUCUCCAUUUAUUUAUAGUCUUAUAAGUUCUUUGUAUUUUGUAUUUUGUAUUCUUGACAUUGGACAAUAUUGUAUUUUUGGGCCUUGAUAAUAUAUGAAGGAGUAUACUUACAUACA
Molecule: messenger RNA, 3541 nt
Organism: Camelina sativa (false flax)
Lineage: Eukaryota; Viridiplantae; Streptophyta; Magnoliopsida; Brassicales; Brassicaceae
Source: RefSeq, a predicted model, not a curated record